UCCCACACGGACGCCGCGGCGGGCGGGUCCCGCGCCGCUCCCGGGCCGGCGUUCUGGACCCGGGCCUCGGCGCCCUGCGGGACGGGCCGACGAGUGGUCGCUCGCUGCGGACUUUCUCUCCGGCCGGCGCACCGCCGCCAUCACUACCACUGCCUGGUUUUAUUUGUGUCAGAGAAGGUUGUGAGAAGAAGUUAUGGAUCCUGCAGCCUUGGUAGAAGCCGUUGUGGAAGAAGUGGCCUGUCCCAUCUGCAUGACCUUCCUGAGGGAGCCCGUAAGCAUCGACUGUGGCCACAGCUUCUGCCAGAGCUGUCUCUCUGGACUCUGGGAGGUUCCAGGAGAAUCCCAGAACUGGAGUUACACCUGUCCCCUCUGCCGGGCACCUGUCCAGCCAAGGAACCUUCGGCCUAAUUGGCAGCUGGCCAGUGUUGUAGAAAAAGUCCGUCUGCUGGGGCUGCAUGCAGGAAUGGGGCUGAAGGGGGAUAUGUGUGAGCUCCAUAGGGAACAGCCAAAAAUAUUCUGCAAAGAGGAUGGCCUGAUCAUGUGUGAAGCCUGCAGCCGGUCCCCUGAGCAUGAGACCCACAGCAUCGUGCCCAUGGAGGAUGUCGCCUGGGAGUAUAAGUGGAAGCUUCAUGAGGCUCUGGAUCAUCUGAGGAAAGAGCAAGAAGAGGCCUGGAAGCUGGAAGUUGGUGAGAGGAAACGAACAGCCAACUGGAAGAUACAAGUGGAAACCCGAAGGCAGAGUAUCAUGUGGGAGUUUGAGAAAUACCGGCAGUUACUAAAUCAAAAUCAGCCACCAGGUCGGCAGCUGGAAGUAGAAGCAGCCUCAGCUCUGGCCAGCCUAGAGCAGGAAGAGGCAGAGACCAUGUAUAAACUAGAGCUGAAUCGCAGUGAGCUCAUCCAGCAGAGCCAGGUCCUGUGGAAGAUGAUUGCAGAGCUGGAAGAAAGGUCUCAGAGGCCUGUCCGCUGGAUGCUGCAGGGUAUUCAGGAUGUCUUAAACAGGAUCAAGUCUUGGAGCCUGCAGAGGCCAGAACUAGUUUCCCUGGAGCUGAAGACAGUUUGCCGUGUGCUGGGGCUAAGAGAGCUCCUGAAGACGUAUGCAGCUGAUGUGUGCCUGGAUCCAGACACUGCUUAUUGCCGCCUUAUCGUGUCUGAGGACAAAAAAUGCGUGUGUUAUGGAGACAUCAAGCAGAAUCUGCCUGACAAUCCUGAAAGAUUUUACCGCUACAAUAUCGUCCUAGGCAGCCAGUGCAUCUCGUCAGGCCGGCACUACUGGGAGGUGGAAGUGGGAGACAGGUCUGAAUGGGGACUGGGAGUGUGUAAAGAAAAUGUGGACCGGAAGGAGGUGGUCUAUUUAUCCCCCCACUAUGGAUUCUGGGUAAUAAGGCUGAGGAAGGGAAAUGAGUACCGGGCAGGCACCGAUGAAUACCCCCUGCUGUCCUUGCCAGUCCCUCCCCGCCGGGUGGGAGUCUUCCUAGAUUAUGAGGCCCACGAUAUCUCCUUCUACAAUGUGACUGACAAUGGCUCGCACAUUUUCACUUUCCCCCGCUAUCCUUUCCCUGGGCGCCUGCUGCCCUACUUUAGUCCUUGCUACAGCAUUGGAGCCACCAACACUGCUCCUCUGGCCAUAUGCUCCCUGGACGAGAACUAAGAAAGCCACCAUCCUAGCCAGAGGCCUUGGUCUUUCACCUGGCCUGCAGAGCUCUUGGAGGACCCUGCCACUGACAAAGAGCCCUCUUGAACUGAGCUAAGCCUGGAAUCCAGGGGUUCCUCUGCCUGACCCCAUUGUCUAUUGCUACUGCGCCAAAGUCCCUCACUAAACCACUUAUGGAAGAAAGCUAAAACUCAGUGAAAUGAGCUCUACACCCCCAUGAGGGAAGCAUAGCAGCGCCAAUAGCAAGGACCCGAGCAGUUCUAAGGUAAUGUGUUGGUAUAAGAGUCAGGACAUUUUCCUUUCUGUAGCUCAUACCCUUCUUCCCUGGCUGCUACUGGUGCCAUAGUUAAGUCAGUGAGGACGAUGAGUGGAUCCAAGCUUCAGGAUACCCUUCAGGUAGGGUGUGCCAACAAGCCAAAACAGUCCUGUCCUUUUCCAGUUGCUGUGCUCAGACCAGUAGGAGGAUGCUUUACUUGAGGUUUGCUGCUACUGAGCAACCCAUAUUUGACCCUAGCUCUCUGAUCUCCUAAUGAAAGAAAUACAUUCCAUGUUGCCCAGGCUGCCACCAUAGGCAUCCUCCCUCUGAGCACAGACUGGGCCAGUCACUCCCUCUCGGACUCUGAGACCUGUGUCCUGUGCCUUCUUUUCUCUAAGCACUGGGAUCAGAAAACCUGUGGGCCUUGUUUUUAUUUUUACUUUAUGGACGAAGAUACUGAAAUGGCCUUAAUGCAGCAAGUUAUUUCUUACAAGGCUAUUGGAAGAAGAUUAGAAAGAUUGUAAAAAUAUUUUUCACAUUCAGAUGAAACGAGUGACAAACUCACUUCUCAGGUCACGUGUCUGCAUAUCAUUCAUUACAUUUGGGUCUGAAACAUCCCACAUGUUUCAAAGAUUUUAAGUGUCCUCCAUGGAAAAAUGAGUACAGGAUUUAACAUGCUCUCCUACCUCACAGGGUUGCAGUGAAGAUCUCAGAUCCAUCCUAUACUUUUGUUCCUUUCUCAGGGACAAAGGAAGGCACGACAUGGGUUUUGCCUGUGGUCGCUUCCUAUCUCACCUUAAAGCCAGCAUCUUUACAGCCGUGCCUUGGUUUCUCAGGACCUCUCCUGACAGCCUUGCACCCUUAGGACAGGUGCCCAUGCCAGCAGCAGACUCCAGGCCAUAAUAAUAUAUUGUGCAUCCAUUACAUGUUUUUGUCAUUAGAUAAGAAUGGAGACUGUGACAUUUGGGGUAGAGAAUGGAAGUAACAAAAAGAAAAAUGUAGGACAAAUGCUCUGGAAGGAAGGUUCACCCACAAGCUAGUUGGGCUAAAGUUUGGUACUUUAUAUAUUAUCAAGGGAAUCUUCAUGGCUCUUGUAACUACAUAAUAUUCUGCCUUUCUCUUCUCCAAAUGUAUGGCAGAAGGAAAACAGUAUGGCAGUGUGGGGAGAAGGAAUAGGACUAGGCACAAAAAGCCAGUUUGAGAGUCAUAUAUUAUAAUUGCAAGGGAAUUAAAAUUGUGUAUUUGGGCUAUUGUCCUUAGGGUGUUCAUUGUGUAUGGCAAAAAUAAUUCAUUUAAGAGUAUGUAUGAUGUGGGAAUGAUUGAGACUGCUGGAAACAAACUUCAAGACAAGCAUAUGAGAACUAUUGACUUUGCCUGUUGUGCGGGGCUAUAUUACAUAUUGUCACUGUGAUGCUGUAUAGCAACCUCUGAUGUCAUUUAAGCUUGAAGGUAGUGACUGUUGGAUUAGGAUUUGGCAGCUAAGUAAAUACUAGGUUGACUGUAGGCAGCAGCAAAUUAAUUCUUACAAUAAAGGAGAGCAAAUAUUAACUUCCUACUGUAAUUAUAUUGGCUGUGUACAUAUGAAGGAAGUAAAGCAGGCCAAAAUGGAAAAAAACUCAUUCUGCCCAUCAUGCUUUGAGCUUUAGCAGAAGGGAAGAGGUAUCCAUCAUCUGUUUGGAGGGGAAUGACCUGCUAUGUUCUAGGCCUGGUCUUGGCAAAGGGUUGAGCUGACCUACAUUAGGGGAACCGUGUAUCUUUGUGGGGGGAACUCCUUGGGAAAUUACUUAUAGGCUUGAAAAGUAGAUAUUUGGGAAGUGCUUCCAGCUAUGUCCAUGGACACUUAGCCAAAGACACUAGGGGCCAAAUCAAAGUUCUUUUAUUAUGAUUUUAUUAGGACAAGUCCUGAAGAUUCCUAGAAAAAGAGUAUUAUUAGGUGAUAAAUCCAUUCAAAACUAGAAUGAAUUAAAAAGUGGUGGAAUGGUUUCAUUUAUAAUGUGCUAUUCUGUGUGUGCAUCUGAUUGAUAAUUUUAAGCUGAUAUGGGUACUAUUAUUACUAGUUAGAAAAAUUACAAGGUUAAGCACAUUAUUCCAUAUUGUCUGGCUAUUAAGACCAAACAAGAAGUUUGAAGUUCUUAAGUAUAUGAAAACCCUUUUCUCUAGGGUAGUUAUUUACAUUUCCCUUCUAAAACCCCAUGAAGAAAAGGACCUUAUUUGUCUGGUUCACCAUUGUAGCCCCAGUCUAGCUGAGUGUGUGUGUAUAAAUAUUUACGUGUGAACUUUCAUAAGCCUAUAAAUCAAAGCAAAAAUAAGCUCUUCUACCUCCUAGAGGUUAUGAAAGACUGAAUGGCACUUAAUUAUAAUCCUCUUCAAAAAAUAAGUUGAUGGGUAAUUACAACUUUGUCCAGAGGAAGAAGAGUUAGGUAGCCAUGUGGAGGGUAGAAGGCCCACCUGCACCACUCCGGGAAUGCCACUGGUAGCACCUCCAACUUGGUGUGAUCAUUCAGUACAAGGCAGGACUGAGCUUUGCCCAUCCUUGUUUUACUAGCAGAGAAACCAAGGAGUGCAAUGCCUGAGCCUUGAGGGGAAAGACUAUUAAAAGGGUAAAAUGCUUGGGUCCUGCAAAAGGUAAAGACAGAGGGCAAAUCCUUGGGUUCACAGCUUCCCACAGAAAACCCAAUCUCCAUUUUUUUCAAGCAGGAUUAGUUGUAAUCUUUUAAAAUCCAAACACUGAGUCUGCUGUGGAUGCCAGGCACUAGUUACAUGAGCACACAUUGCUUCAUGUGAUAGGGGUCCUAUCUGACUGUGUCAGAAGCACGGGAUUUUCUGUUUGGGGGUGGCCAUGGCAGGGAACUGGUCUUCUUGGGAAGUAGUUCAGUAUUGAGUAGCAGCAGUGGGUCCCAGCUAGUUUCAGGGAGCACCAACAUAAAGGAGACACUGAGCAGGCCAAGCAGGCCUCUGAUGGAAAUGCUGGGAAGAAAAUUCUGUUUUGAGUGCAGGCUGAACUGUAGCUUUGUCACUUUAUAUCAGAUUCUUUAACCCAUCUGAUGUUCGUUGAUUUAGUGGACAUAGUCAAUUAUUUGUGUUGCUUAUGAAGAAAGAAUAGAAAUGGAAAUCUUACAAAAUAUUUUUAACCUCCUCAUUAUCUGCACUUGUUUUUAUGUUAGGGUUUGCAAGGGAAGGAGAGUUUCUUUUUACUGUUCUUUGGCGACUCAGAGCAUCAUUAACAGAUUUUUAGAGGCUGAUUUCUACUUCGAUGAUAUUCCGAAAUAAAAUACAUUCUAUGUAGGUAAAUAAUUUAGUUGUAGGAAAAAAUAGGGAUGCCAAGUUGUUAAGCAGCAGAUGUGUUUGCAGCAGUUACCACAUGAGUACUGAUCUACACAGGAAUAGUUUCAGCAGUGCCUAGAACUACCCCUUAAGUGAUGGAAUAAGAAAUGUAUUUGGUAUGUUUUUUUAAGUACCUAUAAUAUGUUCUCCGGUCAUUUUAUUAAAUCUUCAAUACCCUCUAUGAAUUAACAUUGUUUGCCCCAUGAGUAAAAAGGAGAUCUUAAGACUCAGAUAUAAUAAUUUAUUAUCGAUGAUGUUAGGAAAUUAUCCUGUAUUAAGAUUUUCAAAUGUACAGGAGUCAAACAGAUGUAUCUUUUACAUAUGACAUCUUUUUCUUUUAACAUAUGCUGAUUUUUCAGUUUGAGACUUUCUGUAAGGGAAAAAUAAAAACAAAAACAAAUAAG
Manis pentadactyla (Chinese pangolin) is the source of this 5635-nucleotide messenger RNA. RefSeq names its product tripartite motif containing 68 (gene TRIM68). Gene Ontology annotation, molecular function: zinc ion binding; protein binding. NCBI's taxonomy places the organism in Eukaryota, Metazoa, Chordata, Mammalia, Pholidota, Manidae. The coding region runs from base 194 to 1648 and encodes 484 amino acids. The transcript has 7 exons. The record is from RefSeq and is a predicted model, not a curated record.